UGAUCUCCAGACCGGAAGCGUCGCGCUGAGCCGGAAGUCAGAGAAUCGUUGCGUUUUCAGGAGCAAGUCGUGAUCAGGGACAAAACUAAAUCUGAAACAAUGGAGGACAUGGACAUAUCUGAUACACAGUGGGGCUGGUUUUAUUUAGCAGAGUGUGGCAAGUGGCAUAUGUUUGAGACCAGCACUAGCACACAUUGCUCAGUCAGCAGUGAUCAAAUUGAGCAGCUGUAUAAAACGAAUCCCCAUGGAACGCUCCAUUUUACUACUGCAAAGUUUAACUAUAGUCUCAAUUUUACAGAGAUGACCCAGACCAACCUGUGUACCGGGAAAAAAAGGCCACUCAAAAGAGCUCCGUUUUCUCUCACAGCAUUCAGCUAUAUAUGUGACAAUGGUUCUAUUCCGCUACCAUCGCACUGGGAGCAUGUAAAUGAUUCACAACCCUACCAGCUUGUUCCAUUACUCAGUGUUUCUAACGAAUACAGUGAAGUUGUUGGCCGAUUCGGGAAGACCUUGGAUAGGAGCUGCAUUAUAAGUGUUCAUAGGGUUCAGAACCUUGAUUUGUGGGAAUUUUACUGCAGGAAAAAAGCUCAGUUAAAGAAUAAAAAAGGAGUCUCUGAAAUAAACGAAGAAAUGCUGUUUCAUGGCACUGACACGGCAUUUGUAGAUGCGAUAUGCAUUCAUAAUUUUGACUGGAGGAUAAAUGGAAUGCACGCUGCUGCGUAUGGAAAAGGGACAUAUUUUGCAAGGGAUGCAUCAUUAUCAAGCCAGUUUUGCAAAAACAAUGGAAAACACGGAGAUACACUGCAAAACCACGGUAUCGACUUAAACAAGUGUUCUUUAUGGACGAGAAAAUGUAUGUUCCUAGCUAGAGUGCUUGUUGGAGACUGUGCAGUUGGGAACUCAAAGUACAUUCGUCCUCCUUCAAAAGACGGUACAUUGGUAAACUUAUAUGACAGCUGUGUGGAUGACCCAGUCUGUCCCCGCAUUUACGUCAUAUUUGACUCCACUCAGAUAUACCCAGAGUACGUCAUACAAUUUGCUUAGGUGAUAUCUGCAGCAACCGCGUUACCGACAAGUCAAUUGCACUCGUUUUAAGUUUGAAAACUUCACUGACUAAACCACUUCAUUUCAUGGACAAAAAAGACUUCCAUCGGUUCCAGUUAUAUUGUUGACUAUUUCAUUUUGGUGACUGGUUCACCAGUUACAACAUGGUUUGUAGCUUAUUUUAUUUCAUCUGAAUGCUGCUAUGGUGAAUACCCCUAACACCACAUACUGUAAUCCCAUAAAGCAUCAUUGCAAACUGGCAACAAACAAGGGCACCUACUCUAGGCCACAAACUAUAUUGCAUCUCACUGCCAAGCAAGUCAUCUGAGUGUGGACUGGCCAAACAGGAGGAUAUUCACACUCCUCUCAAACAUAACCCACCCAUGAAUUGCUCACUCGUUUGCUGGAGACAUUAGAGGAACACCAUAGAUGGGUAGAAGAUGCUUAAAGGGGACCCGUCACCCAAAAAAAAUAUUCAAAAUCCUAUUUUAUCACAUUAGUCAAGCAAAAUGAACUUUAAUUACACUAUAUAAAUUAUUUUAAUCUUGUUUCCUUCAGUCUGGGAAUUCAAAAUGAUAGCAAGCAUGCAGCAGCCAUUUUGUGGCCACUGUUAUUAAGACAAGCCUUGUAUCAUCUCAGAAUCUUGUUUGUGCACCAGAAUGGGACCCGAUGUCCAUUUCUAUGCACUGGCUACACAUUUUAAUGUUAAAGAGAACAGGGGAAUGUGGGGAGAACAGUGACAUCUAGGAAGUGCUGAAUGGAAAGUGAAAGUAAUUGCCUAAGGCAUAGAGGAGGGGCAGACAAUAUUUGAUUGACAGCUGAGAUUUUUAAAUGAGCUUACAACGGCCAUGAAUGCUUUAAUAAAAAAUAUAAAUUGGAUUUCAUGUUUAAUUUGAAAAGGACUUUUAUUAUACAGAUUUUUGUGUCUGGGUGACAGGUCCACUUUAAAUCAUUGAGAAAGAAUUGAUGGAAUAAAUAAAGGAAAACUGAAGCAAAAUUAAAAUUGGAGAGUGUUGGAAAGGGAAAGGAAGAGAGAGAAUCUAACCUUGUGCAGAGAAGGUACGGGUAAUGUAACAAUGUAUAGCAGAAGUUGGAGAGAGAACUGGUGUUGUAUGGUAUGGGGUUGGAAAAAUGGAGAGGGAGAGUGGAAAUGGGAUGAAAGAAAAAGAUAAACGUGAAACAAAAUUAAAA
Xenopus laevis (African clawed frog) is the source of this 2235-nucleotide messenger RNA. It is a transcript of the gene parp11.S, whose product is annotated as poly(ADP-ribose) polymerase family member 11 S homeolog. Lineage: Eukaryota; Metazoa; Chordata; Amphibia; Anura; Pipidae. Gene Ontology annotation, cellular component: nucleus. Gene Ontology annotation, molecular function: glycosyltransferase activity; transferase activity; NAD+ poly-ADP-ribosyltransferase activity. The record is from RefSeq and is marked provisional.